GCCACUGUUUCCGGGUCAUCAUUUCAUCGCCAUUUUACUGCUAAGAAGCAGAAGUGAAGAGGAUUCAGAGGAGAGAGAUGUGGGAUCAGGGAGGACAGCCCUGGCCUCAGUGGCCCCUGGGCUCACAGCAGCAGUGGAUGCAGUCAUUUCAGCAUCAGCAAGAUCCAGGUCAAGUGGACUGGGCUGCUUUAGCACAAGCAUGGAUUGCACAGAAGGAAUCCACUGGAGUUCCUGAUCAGCCAGGGAUUCAGCCCAAUGGCCAGGAGAUGCCAAACAUGGAGCCUCCAGCCCAUAAUAACCAUGGUGCCUUUCCAGGCGAUCCAAGUUUUGGCAGAGGUUGGCAACCAGAGUGGGGAAUGCAUAGCCAGCCACCACCUCCCCCUCCUCCAGAACAAGCAUGGAUUCCUUCAGGUCAAGGGCCAAUGGAUGUUGUCAACCCCUCAGAAGACAGUAACAGCCAGGAUAGUUUGGAUUUUCCGGUAGAAACACGCCAUGGAGGCUUUCCUCAAAACAGCCAUGGAUUUGGGAGUCAGCCUGAGCCUUAUUCUAUAGGCCCAAUUGGGGUCAAUCAGUUUGAUUAUCAGCAUGGGGCAGCGCCAACGGGGACAUCAUAUGGGCCACCAUCCACCGGGUUUCAUGCACCUUAUUGGCCUGAUGGGCCGCAGAACAGAAGAGACCGGCUUCCUGCCUUUAGGCCAGAACGGCCCAGAUCUCCCAAUCAGAUGGCAAUAAAACCAGAGACGACGCCCACUCUUGAUGCUGUUAAACGAAGAACCUUGCCUGCAUGGAUUCGAGAAGGCCUUGAAAAAAUGGAUCGUGAGAAGCAGAAAAAGAUGGAGAGGGAGAGGAUGGAAAAGGAGCGUGCUGAAAUGGCAAAUAAUGAAAGGGAUAGCGAUAUAGUAGAGGAGGAAGGUGAUGGGCCUCGGUUGCCACGCAAGAGCAAAUUUGACAGUGAUGAUGAGGAUGGUGAAGAGGAUGGUGCUGUGGAAGAUGGCGUAUCAGGAAGGAGGCUGGAAUUUGGUGGUAGAAGUCCUCCUCCUCUUCAAGAAGACCAAAGUGAACCAGAAAUGACAGAUGAGGAGAAAGAGUUUCAGCUGAUGGUUAUGACUAAAACUCUUCUUACCGAAGUCCUCCUCGAAGUCACCAAUGAGGAGAUCAUCCAAGUGGCCAAAGAGGCUCAUCGCAAAGCCACUAAAGCUCCUGCAAAACAGCUGGCACAGUCAAAUGCACUGGCUUCUCUGACCGGCCUCGGAGGGCUGGGUGAGUACGGCUCGGAUGAGAGUGAUGAUGAGGAGCGAAGCUUAAAGGGGUCGGACUCAUCGGACACAGACGAUGAGGAGUUGCUGCACCGUAUUCGCCAAAAGCAGGAUGCCUUCCGUCGUAAAGAGAGGGAGCAGCAGCAGCUGCAGGAGAGGCUGGCACUGGAGAUGCAAACUGUUAAGGAUGAUUUGGCAUCAGACCGAGUGAGCAGAGAAAGGACAGGUUAUGAGGAUGAGCAGACAGAUUCUAAACACAAACAGGAAGUUAGGGAAAGGGAGGCGGAGCCUACAGUAGAGCGCCGCAGAUCACGUAGUGAGCCUGAGGUCAGUGAGGUCAAGCGGACAAGCAAAGAGCACACAGGGCGUAACGGAGGCAGUGCCAGCCCCUCGCCGAGUGAGCGCCGCAGUCGCACAUCCAGUUCCAGUUCUUCCAGCAGCCGGUCCUCUUCAUCUUCCUCUUCCUCAGCCUCCUCUCGCAGCUCUUCCCGUUCCUCCUCUCCCAAAAGAAAAAGGCGACGCAGUCGUUCCGCCUCUCGUGGGACUCGCAGACGCAGCCGAAGUCGCAGCUCUCGCAGGCGUCAGUCAGAGCGGGACAAGGGCAGAGACAGGAGGCGGAGCAGCCGCACACGCAGCACCGAACGCUCCUCUCGACACAGAAAGCGCAGUCACUCACGGCAGCGCAGGUCCAGCAGGAGCCAUAGGAGCAGAUCUAAAGGCAGUCGCAGCCGCAGCAGAGAGAGGAGGCGCAGCAGGGACCGCAGACGCAGUCGCAGUACGAGCCGCAACAGGCGGAAACAGAAGGACAGCAGGGACAGAGACAGGAAGAAAGAGAGAAGCCGGAGCCAUGAGAAGGAAAAGAAGAAGAAAGAGAAGGAAUUAGAUAAAAAGAAAGACAAGCAGAAGGGAAAGGAGAAGGAGAUUGAGGGCAGUUCAGUAAGGGAUGAGGAAGAUUAUGGCAAAUCAAGGCGGAAAAAGGAGAGUGAGAAGACAGAUUCCCAUAAUGACAAGUAUUCCCGGCAAGACAGCAAAUCUAGCAAGAAAGGCUCCACUAAAGCUAGCAAAAAGUACUCAGAUUCAGAGUCUAGCAGGAGCAGGUCGCCUUCCCCUGAGGUUAGCAAAGAAAAAAAGUCUAAGAAAUCUAAACGUAGUCGAUCAAGGUCUACGGAACGGUCUCACAAGUCUGGUAAGAAGGCAAGCCGCAAACACAAGUCUAAGUCACGAUCAAGGUCAACGUCUCCCAGCCGCCGCAAGCGUUGAGGGGUAUUCAGCCUUUGAUCUGUGCACUUCUUUUAAAAUUCCAUGAGUUAACAGGCUUGUCUCAUUAUCGAGGCAACAUUGUAGGUGAACUCUCCACUCCAACCUCCCCUACUCCCCUCAUUUUGUAAAUAUGUGCUAUUUUUAAGUGUUGUCUUCAAAACAGGAGAUUUUGAACUAAAGUUUCUUUUUUUGCCUUGUAUUAUGCAAGCGUUCAAGUAGUCAAUAGAAGCUUGAAACUGUAACAUUUUAAAACCUAACACCAGAGGAAAUAAAUUCUCGUUUAAUGUAAAUUGUCCAAUAAAACAAGAAUGAUUCUUUCUGUCUGA
Danio rerio (zebrafish) is the source of this 2842-nucleotide messenger RNA. It is a transcript of the gene pnisr, whose product is annotated as PNN-interacting serine/arginine-rich protein. NCBI's taxonomy places the organism in Eukaryota, Metazoa, Chordata, Actinopteri, Cypriniformes, Danionidae. The record is from RefSeq and is marked provisional.